GUGCAGUGGCAGUCCGCCCGGCUCGGAGCCUGGUGUUGCAGUGGGGUUUGAAUUUGUACCUUUAAGGAGCGGGGAGAGGAGGAAGAGGCGGGCGAGGAGGGCGAGUACAGCAAGCGGCAGUUGCGGGGACCGUAGCUUCAGCCGCAGCUCCGAGGCAGAGCCCGCUACGCUUUCGGUGGAGCGUCUGGACACGGGAUGGAGUGAAGCCUCGAGUGCCUCUCCUACGGGGGGUGGGAGGGUGUCAGGCGGUGCCGAGGAGAGAGGGAGAGAGAGAGAGAGAAAGAAGAAGAAGCCGCGGCUGGCGCCUGCGAAUUUGGGAUUCAAUCGGGAGGGACCGCUUACUCGGGGGAAAUGGAUUCUGUACCGAGGCUGACCAGCGUUUUUACUUUGCUGUUCUCCGGCUUGUGGCAUUUAGGAUUAACAGCGACAAAUUACAACUGUGAUGACCCGUUAGCAUCCCUACUCUCUCCAAUGGCUUUUUCCAGUUCCUCAGACCUCACGGGUACUCAUAGCCCAGCUCAACUCAACCGAAGAGUUGGAACUGGUGGUUGGUCUCCAGCAGAUUCCAAUGCUCAACAGUGGCUCCAGAUGGACCUGGGAAACAGGGUAGAGAUUACAGCAGUAGCCACGCAGGGAAGAUACGGAAGCUCUGACUGGGUGACGAGUUACAGCCUGAUGUUCAGUGACACAGGACGCAACUGGAAACAGUAUAAGCAAGAAGACAGCAUCUGGACCUUUGCAGGAAACAUGAAUGCUGACAGCGUGAUGCACCACAAGUUACUGCACUCAGUGAGAGCUCGCUUCGUUCGCUUUGUGCCCCUAGAAUGGAAUCCAAGUGGAAAGAUUGGCAUGAGGGUGGAGGUCUAUGGAUGCUCCUAUAAAUCAGAUGUUGCUGACUUUGAUGGCCGAAGCUCCCUUCUGUAUAGGUUCAAUCAGAAGCUGAUGAGCACUCUCAAAGAUGUGAUCUCUCUGAAGUUCAAGAGCAUGCAAGGAGAUGGGGUUCUGUUCCAUGGAGAAGGUCAACGUGGAGACCACAUCACCCUGGAGCUCCAGAAGGGGAGGCUUGCCCUGCACCUCAACUUGGAUGACAGCAAACCUCGGCUCAGCAGCAGCCCACCCUCGGCCACCCUGGGCAGUCUGCUGGAUGACCAGCACUGGCACUCGGUCCUCAUUGAGCGGGUCGGCAAGCAGGUGAACUUCUCUGUGGACAAGCACACACAGCACUUCCGCACCAAGGGCGAGGCGGAUGCCUUAGACAUCGACUAUGAGCUUAGUUUUGGAGGAAUUCCAGUACCAGGAAAACCUGGGACCUUUUUAAAGAAAAACUUCCAUGGAUGUAUUGAAAACCUUUAUUACAAUGGAGUAAACAUAAUUGACCUGGCUAAAAGACGAAAGCAUCAGAUCUACACUGUGGGCAAUGUCACUUUUUCCUGCUCCGAACCACAAAUUGUUCCCAUCACAUUUGUCAACUCCAGCAGCAGUUAUUUGCUGCUGCCCGGCACCCCCCAAAUUGAUGGGCUUUCAGUGAGUUUCCAGUUUCGAACAUGGAACAAGGAUGGUCUGCUUCUGUCCACAGAGCUGUCUGAGGGCUCGGGGACCCUGUUGCUGAGCCUGGAGGGUGGAACCGUGAGACUCGUGAUUCAGAAAAUGACCGAACGCACAGCUGAAAUCCUCACAGGCAGCAGUUUGAAUGAUGGCUUGUGGCAUUCAGUUAGCAUCAAUGCCAGAAGGGACCGCAUCACUCUCUCUCUGGAUAAUGAUGCAGCAUCCCCGGCCCAGGACACCACCCGCGUGCAGAUUUAUUCUGGAAAUAGUUACUACUUUGGAGGGUGCCCUGACAAUCUCACCGAUUCCCAAUGUUUAAAUCCCAUUAAGGGUUUCCAAGGCUGCAUGAGGCUCAUCUUUAUUGAUAACCAGCCCAAGGACCUCAUUUCAGUUCAGCAAGGUUCCCUGGGGAAUUUUAGUGAUUUACACAUUGAUCUGUGUAGCAUCAAAGACAGGUGUUUGCCAAACUACUGUGAACAUGGAGGAAGCUGUUCCCAGUCCUGGACUACCUUCUACUGUAACUGCAGUAACACGGGCUACACUGGUGCCACCUGCCAUAACCCCCUCUACGAGCAAUCCUGCGAGGUGUACAGGCACCAAGGGAACACAGCUGGUUUCUUCUACAUUGACUCUGAUGGCAGUGGGCCACUGGGACCCCUCCAAGUAUAUUGCAACAUCAUAGAGGACAAGAUUUGGACAUCAGUUCAGCACAAUAACACAGAGCUGACCCGUGUGCAGGGUGCGGACCCCAAGAAGCCCUAUACCAUGGCCUUGGAUUAUGGCGGCAGCAUGGAGCAACUGGAAGCCAUGAUUGAUGGCUCAGAGCACUGUGAGCAGGAGGUAGCCUACCAUUGCAGAAGGUCCCGCCUGCUCAACACGCCAGAUGGAACACCAUAUACCUGGUGGAUUGGGCGGUCCAAUGAAAGGCACCCUUACUGGGGAGGUGCCCCACCUGGGGUUCAGCAGUGUGAAUGUGGCCUGGAUGAGAGUUGUCUGGACAUUCAACACUUCUGCAAUUGUGAUGCCGACAAGGAUGAAUGGACAAAUGAUACUGGCUUUCUUUCCUUCAAAGACCACUUGCCUGUCACUCAGAUAGUUAUCACUGAUACCAACAGAUCAAACUCAGAAGCUGCUUGGAGAAUUGGUCCCUUGCGUUGCUAUGGAGACCGGUACUUCUGGAAUGCGGUGUCAUUUUAUACAGAAGCCUCUUACCUCCACUUUCCUACUUUCCAUGCGGAGUUCAGUGCUGAUAUUUCCUUCUUUUUUAAAACCACGGCUCUAUCGGGAGUUUUCCUAGAAAACCUUGGCAUGAAAGACUUCAUCCGACUUGAAAUUAGCUCUCCAUCUGAGAUCACUUUUGCCAUUGAUGUUGGGAAUGGCCCCGUAGAGCUCAUAGUUCACUCUCCUUCUCUUCUGAAUGACAACCAAUGGCAUUACGUCCGGGCUGAGAGGAACCUCAAGGAGACUUCACUCCAGGUGGACAGCCUCCCAAGGAUGACCAGGGAGACUUCGGAGGAAGGCCAUUUCCGAUUGCAGCUGAACAGCCAGUUGUUUGUAGGGGGAACAUCAUCAAGACAAAAAGGCUUUCUAGGAUGCAUACGCUCCUUACACUUGAAUGGGCAGAAAUUGGACCUGGAAGAGAGGGCAAAGGUCACAUCUGGAGUCCGGCCUGGAUGCCCAGGUCAUUGCAGCACUUAUGGUAGCAUCUGCCACAAUGGGGGCAAGUGUGUGGAGAAGUACAGUGGGUACUUCUGUGAUUGCACCAAUUCACCAUAUGAAGGACCCUUUUGCAAAAAAGAGGUUUCUGCUGUUUUUGAGGCUGGCACUUCAGUUACUUAUAUGUUUCAAGAACCCUACCCAGUGACCAAAAAUAUAAGCCUCUCAUCCUCAGCAAUUUACGCAGAUGCAGCUCCAUCCAAGGAAAAUAUUGCAUUUAGCUUUGUGACAGCCCAGGCGCCCAGCCUCUUGCUCUACAUCAAUUCUUCUUCUCAGGAUUACCUGGCUGUCCUGCUCUGCAAGAAUGGAAGCUUACAGGUUCGCUAUCAGCUAAGCAAGGAAGAAACCCAGGUUUUCAAUAUUGAUGCAGAGAACUUUGCCAACAGAAGGAUGCACCAUUUGAACAUUAACCGCGAGGGAAGAGAGCUUACCAUUCAGGUAGAUCAGCAACUGCGACUCAGUUACAACUUCUCCCCAGAAGUCGAAUUCAGGGCCAUACGGUCACUCACCUUGGGCAAAGUCAAAGAGCAUCUUGGAUUGGAUUCUGAAGUUGCCAAAGCCAACACUCUGGGUUUUGUUGGAUGCCUGUCUUCAGUCCAGUAUAACCAGGUUGCACCCCUGAAGGCGGCCCUACGUCAUGCCACCAUUGCACCUGUGACUGUCCAUGGGACACUGACAGAAUCAAGCUGUAGUUCCAUAAUGGAUGUGGAUGUGAAUGCAGUGACCACGGUGCACUCUUCAUCAGAUCCCUUUGGGAAGACGGAUGAGCGAGAACCAAUCACUAAUGCUGUUCGAAGUGACUCGGCUGUCAUUGGAGGAGUAAUAGCGGUGGUGAUAUUCAUCAUCUUCUCUAUCAUCGGCAUCAUGACCCGGUUCCUUUACCAGCAUAAGCAGUCACACCGCACUAACCAGAUGAAGGAGAAGGAAUACCCAGAAAAUUUGGACAGUUCCUUUAGAAAUGACAUUGACUUGCAAAACACAGUGAGCGAGUGUAAACGGGAAUAUUUCAUCUGAGAAACUGCAGGGUCACAUAAUAUAUUCUCUUUUGGGUUGUUGUUAAAUUUUUCUCCUAUCUUUUAAUUUUGGUCAUUCUCCUUUUCCUAUCUGUUUGCCAAUUAUUUUUGGCACAUAACUUGUAUCAACCAUAGCAUCUAUCCCCUUGAUCCAGCCCGGAAGACCAGGCAGCUAUGGCCACUGCCUUCCUUUCUGACAAACUUAUUGUGGUGAUAAUGAUCACUUAAGAGACUGACUUUACUCCUCUAGACAAAGAAGAGACACAUGUGUGCACAUGUGCAUAUUCAGUUCUGUGUUUCCAGUUUCUAAGUAAGAUGCACUCUUUAGUUCCACAGCCAUUCUGUCUUGCAUUAAACCUCAGGCUUACUUUGAACCUGAGCUCUGUGAUAUAGGCAUAUGAUACUCAUCUUUGACAUCUUCCUUCAUCUCAAGUUCAUUCCUACCAGGGAACUCAGGGUAAAGAAAGAAGAUGCUAAAGGCCUGGUUCGCUUCAGUGGCACUUUCAAAGGAAUAAGAGAAGUUUGUUUUGUGCUGAUUUUCCUUACCAUAGGACGCCCAUUGCCCUAACUCAUCACCCUUUUUCACUUUGACUCUUAUCCCCUGAGUAUUUCAAAUAUAGGAUCCCUGAUAGUAGUGAGCUAUUGCUUUGCUCCUUUCUUACCACUCUCUCCUGGGGCUGACACUUUAGAACAGCACACAAUAGCAUAAACCUAGGGGAAGCAUGGAAAAUAGUAGCUUGAAACUAGGAGGUAAAAAAGAAAGCUGCUAGGAAGUAGAUGUUCUAUAAUUUCAAAAAUGCCUUUUCCCAUUUUUAAAGAAAUGUUAGCUAGGCUAUUCCUGGGAUUAUUAUACUGAGGUAUAUAUAUAUAUAUACUGCAGCAUAAAGAAAUUCUAAUAAAAGUCUAAAAUAGUACCUAGUUCCAUGAAAGAGCUUAAACCAUCUUAACUGAGCUUUAAAAACAAACAAAAACAAAAACAAAAUAAUAAUUUAAAAAACUGCAUGAAAGAAGAGAAAUACCAAGCAGGAUUCUUCCCUUCCAUCCACUCACGAAAGAUCUAGUGAAUAAAGUGAAUGCAGGUUUCAUGUUUUAAGGCAGACACAAUGACCCUCCUCUGUCCAUGGAGCCAUUCUCUGUGAGUUUCCGGGUACACUGACUGAUGGGGCAUUGUGGUUUGUCUAGCGAACCCUCACUGCUUAGUUUCAGAGGAGACCAUAGGUUCUACAGUACAUCACAUUUUCAAGUCAUCUACACCCUAUGUAUAUAAUACCCCCCAACGCACAUCUUUUUGUAGGCAUAGAAGCCAAGAUAAGAUGAUAGUAAGUUUCAGGGUCUUUGCCCCUCUUGAUAACUAAGCUUCGAAGAAACACAGUCAUUCCUUCAAGAAGGCAUCUCGAACUCAUCCACGAGGUGGUGAUAAGAAUCCUGAUGAUUUUUUGCUAUGGCAAUAAGUCUAACUUUUUGCCUCUGGGCCAUCUUGGAGAAAAAGAGAAGGGGAAAAUAAUAUCAAUCCUCCAGAAUGCUGGGAAUGCCAAUAUAAUGAUCCACAGAUGUGGAAAGUACUUGCCAAUUCUCUUUACAAGACAGAUUCGGUUUGGGAAACAAUUACCACAUCGCAGUUUGCCAGCCUUGACAGUUAGCAGACAUUCCAUCUUGUCCUUAGAGUGUCUAUCGCCUCUGAUUAUUUAACACUCCCCUGCACGGCCAGGCUCCCAAUGAGGAACUCAUUAGCUCCAUCUCAUUUCAAAUCCAUUUCCGGCUUUUCUUUCAGUGCCCGAGCACAUGGGUAAGGAUUCGGCUUGUAAUCAUAUUUCUCAACUUUAAGAUGUUGUUCUAGGUAUAUAUUUUCUUCUUAAAACUUUCUGUGGAUUCUUAAUCACUUCAUUAUAUCAUUUUUCUAGUAAAUUUAUUUAAAGUGAUUCCAACAUGGGCAUCUUUUUUUUUUCCCUUCCAGCUUUCUUAAUAAGAUGAAUGAUCCACUAAUAAGAGGAACGAUCUUUAAAUAUUGUUUUAUGCUGCCCUAUCCACCCUUAUUUCCAAUUUUCACUUUUGAAUUUUCUAUUUCCAUAAAAAGGCUGUAUAAAUCAGCCUUUUGUUUGGGUACAGAGUCCUUUGUCCCCUGAAAUAAAAAAAAUCACCAUGAAGUGCAGUGGGUUUAGCCUGAAGCAUCUCCAAUAAUGAAUUGGAAAGGCAAAGGAAGGUGUGAGUAAUAAAACUGGAACCCCUCAUUAUUCAAGUCUGUGAAAAGUGAGGACUAUAUUUUGCUGACAUAGUGCUGACAGAAGAAAUGGAGAACUAGCAAAGGCUAAUUCAGAGUAUUUGCUUUCCCCACCUACUUAUAUAUGCUCGUAGGUAGUUCUGUAGGGUGAAGACUCUGUGAAGCUCUAUCCUUGCCACAUCGGCCCUGCAGAAUCCACCAGCUCACCUCCCCGCGCAUGUAGACGAUGUAUACAUACACACAAUGACGUAUCACAGACCCAGAAACCAAUGCCAAGACAGUGCAAUUAGCACAUCACUCUUACAAGUAGAGUCUCAGGGCUAAAGCAGAAUUACAUUUACAGGGUUGGAUUAUUUCAUAACCCCAGAACACUAACUUUCACUAGAUAUAUAUGGAAACAAGCAAGCUGCUCCCCCCAAAGCAAAACACAAUUUUCACUCGAAAAUAAGUGCUAACUCCGCCUGUCUCUCCUCAGUGGUACCAAAUCCAUGUAGUUUUGUGCAAUUGUUCAAUUGUGUGAGUGUUUGGAUCUUUGAGAGAUUAUAAUCCAAAACAAAUAGUCGUUGAAAACAGUCUCACCCCUCCUUAACCACUGGGUAAGAAUAAUCAAGGUUCCUGACAUGCUCUGCCAGCUGGACCACCAUAGUCCUCCACUGUAACCCUCAGUCCUUGGUAACUGCUGAUUACAAAAAGAUUUUAUGGAGUGUGGUCACUUUACAGCAAAACCAAAAGUACCUGUGCAAUUUACAUUCUAAGGGGGAUAUUUUAUUGUUACAAUUCCCACCAAACAAGCCUUUCUUUUUAUGUGAACAACAGUACAUUUGCUUACCCUAAAAUAUAUUUAAUACCUACUGCAUCACUCAUUGUGCAUAUAGGUUCAACUGCCAUGAUCUCUAUGAGAAUUCAUCUAGAGAAUUAGACAUUUGUCACUUCUCUAGAUAUAUAUUUAUGAAUACCUUAGCCUCUUCUAUUCACUCUCAACUUCAUAUGGGAGAUUUUAGUUUAUUUAUUCAUAUGGGACUGAUUUUUUUAAAACAGUUUCUAUGCUCUUUAGUAAUAACAGAGAUGAUACUAACCUGACUUCCACCCUCUGUUAGCCCCAUGCCCACCACAAGGUAGCAGGAACAGGAUUGGAACUAAAGUAAUAGAUUGUUCCCUUUCUUAAUUCAUCAUGAAGUAUUUACUGAAUGCCCAGUACUCCAAGGGUUACACUAGACAUGGGUUAUACAAAUAUAAAUUAUACCUUGUUCUUGCCCUUGGAGGAGCUCAAAGUCUAUCAGGGCAGGUAUAUAUUAUUGUAAUAGGGGUACACAAAAAGUGCUAUAAAAUGUAGAGCAAAGGUCCUGCACAAUCAUUUAUGCAAAGCCUUAGCUAGAGACUUAAACAGAUAAAUUUAUGGAAAAUAUUCAUAACUUUUUCUUGUAUAUUCCACCUUCAAUAAACUGCUUUGUUUCUCUUCUUCAAAGCAAAUAUCUAUCUAUCCAGGUAUUUUUUUUUUCUGUAGAGGGAGAUGGAUUAACUCUUUAGGAACAGCAAGAAAAGAUGAUCUUUGUCUGUAAAGUACCUUGGAAGAAGCCCAAUUCUCUCCAUUCUUUCUUCAUUUCAGGUUGGGGGAUUCUAAAAACCCUCCUUCCCAUUAGUCAGUCUUUUUUUUUUUUUUAAGAUUUUAUUUAUUUAUUUGACAGAGAGAGACACAGCGAGAGAAGGAACACAAGCAGGGGGAGCGGGAGAGGGAGAAGCAGGCUUCCUGCUGAGCAGAGAGCCCAAUAUGGGGCUCGAUCCCAGGACCCCGGGAUCAUGACCUGAGCCGAAGGUAGAUGCUUAAUGACUGAGCCACUCAGGCGCCCUAGUCAGUCUUGACAAUAAUGGCUUGGGGACUCUCCAUGGGGUAGGGACAGCGAUCUCUACUUCCACUCCCUUCCUCCUCUUUGUUCUGUUCUUUCAAAGCCAUGUGUUUAUGACCUCUUGCAUCUCAUUUGCUCUUCCAAAUAUCCCUUAAGAUUUCUGCUGUCCUUCCACCCCUCCUAAAACCCUUCUUUGUCCCCACAAACCAUUUGACUCUAUUUAGAAUGAUCUCUGAAAACUAGAUGAAGUAUCUUCUAGUAAAUAACUGACUAAAAGUUGUUGUCCAUCUAAGUGAGGUCUCACCUCUAUGCCUUGGGUGAGUUUUGCCAAUCCUGAAAGUCACAACUGUCUCUUCUCUGCAGGAAGCUCAUUCACUUAGAGGUGCCACACUGGGAGGCUAAAAAUAGAGUGUAUUCUCCAAGAUAUUCAGGGAAAUAGAAAUCAGGCUGUUGAAAUCUUUCUUAUAAAAAGUCUUGACAGUUUGUCCACGAAAGCUCUGGCUUCCUUUGAAUUCCCCCAUAGCUGCAAUCCAUCAAAUCCAUAUUGUAACACCAGCCUGCCAAGGGGAAUUUGCGACAGUGUGUAGCUCUGUUACUCAUUUUUCUUUAACCUAAAGGUUUUGACAUACUUAGGCUUCAAUUAUCCUACAGGUCACAAGUGGACCUAGUAAAUAAAGAGUUUUCCUUGUUCCUGCAGAUGUAAAAGUGGUUAAUGGAAGAAGGUAUAAGCAAACUCCAAACUUUCAGUAUACAUGGAGGAUAACUGAGUGUUAUUUCAUGUCUCUCAUGCAGUUUGAAAAUGUUUUCUUUAAAAGACACAUAGUGUAAUUGAAUUUCUUUCACAUACUGUUCUUGGUUCUUUCUCAACCUGUCCUCCCUUCCCCUCACCCAUCCCCUUACUUGGUGAAUAUCUAGUUUGUAGAUUUGGGUGUCCCCAGUUUUCAUCUCUGCUCCCACAAAUCCUGAAUAUUUGAAACUCUUAAAGGGAAAAACAGUGUAAACAGACACACAAAGACUUUGUAAAAUAGGGCUGUCAGUAAAGCUUUCUCCAGGACAUCCUAUAUACGCAUCUGUUUAGUAGGGAUAGACAAAUUUCCUUUUGACUUGGCAGUUAUUUGAAACCUUCAUAGAAGGUUUUAAUAUUGAACUCUUGCUAUGUGUGAGUGAUUUUUCUCUUAUUUUGCACUAAGGUACUCUGAGGAAGAACAGAAAAGCACAUUUUUUUUUUAGUGAAAUAUUGUACUUUGUAAGCUUGUUGUCUGUCUUUUGUAAUGUUUAUAGACUACAAAGUGGCUGAACAGACAUGAACAAGGAUGAAGGCAAAAGCUGGUGUUGGUGUUUUGACCACACCUGCCGAGAACAUAUUGAGGAGGAAGAGGGAAUCUGUGGCAACAAUCAGUGACUGCCUCGGGUGUGGAGGGUCAUUGCUCCCACCAUGGAUCAGUGGCAGCAACUCUUCCCACUUUCUUGGCUCCUUAUUCAGGAGUCCCUUCAAUACAUUUGGAUCAUUGUCUUACACAUUAGGGAAAGAGGCAAUAUCAUGGAGUAUGCAUGAAGAAUUCAUUACCUACCUUUGCAUGACAUUUCAUUGACCCUUCCCAGCCCGACUCCAACCACAUCUUUUCCUUUUUCACUAUUUUUAUUUCAUCAAGAUUUUCUCAGGAUGCUUUAGUUGCUAUCACCACAAUGAUCUACCCUGCCCAGGUUGAAUACCCAGAGACAAUUUUAAGGAAAAGAAAAUGUCAAAAAACUUUUUAGAUCCACUAUCUUGAAUCAAAACUCCCAUGUGUGGAAUGCUUGAGGUCCUGAAAUCAGUCUAGUGGUCCUUCUUUCCCCUUCAUUGGUCCUGCCAUAGGCAUGACACACUAUAAAAAGAUAUGAUACUCUCCAUCCCUACCAAUGAUUACUGUCAGGGACCCAUCAUCUAACACUAUUUGGGAACACUGGCUUUCUCAAUCUUUCCCAGUGACACAGGGAAUAUUUUACAAAAUACCAAGAUAAAAUUGGGAGAGUAGUACUAGACCAUGACCACAGGUGAAUCUAAUUGUUUCAGUAAUUAAAUCCUGGUAUUUUCAUUUGCAUCCUGUUCUUUCAUGCCUCAGAUGCCAGCAGUAGCCUCAGAGGAUAUGAACAAGGUUCUGGGUAUGCAAGAGGAGCAUUGUAUUACCCUGCAGACUCAUUGGAAGGCCCAUAAGUAGAAACUUUCAGUGAAAUGUUAAGGUAUAAUAUUAACAGGCAUCUGCCUAGUCAUAUUUUUCCAUUAUAGUCAACCCCACCCCGAAGGCUUUACAUGAAAUAUUAACAUAGUCUCUUCUAUUUGAAUGGCAGUGUCAACUUGUAUAACCUUGCCCUGCCUUAAAUACUCAUGCAAAAAAUAUCAAACCUUGCUUUAAAGCAGCAUAGUUAUAGUGUAAUAGGGACUUUCGAAUUAGUGAGGUCCAACACCAAGACUUUUCUCCUUCUGAAGCUGGUAGUUUACAGGCCUCCUGAUACCCUGUGCUGUCUUAGGCUGUCACUUCCUUCAGUCAACUGGAAGAGGCAAAAAGGGUGCAGGUUGUCACUGGGAAUACAAGUGCAGGUUAAGGGGGAACCAAGAGUCUGCCUCCAGGAUUUAAUAGGUAAGGAGUCAGCAAACAUUUUCUGUUGAAAGCCUGGAUGUUCUAUACUGUCUUUGCAAACCAGAUAGUCUUGGUUGCAAAUACUUACUUCUGCUUUUGUAGCAGGAAGUGGGCCAUACAUGGACAAAGAGGCAUGGCUGUGUUCCAAUAAAACUUUAUUUAAAAAAAACAGGCAAUAGGUCAGAUUUGGCCCAUGGACUAUGACAGAGCAUUACCAUGCCCAUUUCAGAUGGAAGAUCAGUCUCUCUCUGGCAUGGAGUGGCCCUCUUUUUUGAGGAAUUAGAACGAGUGGGCAGAUUAUUUUUAACAAAUAAACAAUAAAAUGCAAAAUAACCUCUCCCCCAAAAAACUAUAUGUCAGACUUUUUGUUAUGGCAAAAGCACAAAACAGGUCACCUCCUUUUGUAGAUCUGCCAGAGUCUAGCUUUUCCUUUGGAACUUUUUUGUUCUUAAGACAGAAUCCCAAGUGAUGUUGCCUCAUUCCAAGUCAGUUUUGUAGACCACGUAACGUCUUAAUACACUGUAUGGGGAAAAAUAAAAGUUAGCCUUAGAUUUCUUUGUUUUCUAUGGUUACUGUUGUACAGAAGAAAAACUUAAACUGUAAAUAAUGUAUAUUUAAUAAAGAGAGAAUUUUGUAUGAUUU
Molecule: messenger RNA, 11596 nt
Organism: Zalophus californianus (California sea lion)
Lineage: Eukaryota; Metazoa; Chordata; Mammalia; Carnivora; Otariidae
Gene: CNTNAP5
Product: contactin associated protein family member 5
Exons: 24
Coding region: 352-4275 (1307 amino acids)
Source: RefSeq, a predicted model, not a curated record